Messenger RNA from Penicillium cinerascens, 1458 nucleotides. Its product is annotated as putative flavin dependent monooxygenase. Bases 1 to 1458 code for a protein of 485 amino acids. Gene Ontology annotation, molecular function: flavin adenine dinucleotide binding; NADP binding; N,N-dimethylaniline monooxygenase activity. The record is from RefSeq and is a predicted model, not a curated record. The transcript is spliced from 2 exons. NCBI's taxonomy places the organism in Eukaryota, Fungi, Ascomycota, Eurotiomycetes, Eurotiales, Aspergillaceae.
AUGAAUCCUAUCCGUCGGGUUGCGGUCAUUGGAGCUGGGCCAUCUGGCCUGGCCUCUGUGAAAUACCUCCUAGCCGAGAAACAUUUCGACCAGGUCGAUGUUUUUGAACAGAGAAGCUCUGUUGGGGGAGCCUGGAACUAUAGUCCUAGCUCCUCCAAAAUAGGAAUACCCACUACAGUCCCUCACCUGAAUCCCCAUGAACCAAUUGAGAAGCCGAUGUGGAUUGAUCAACCCGAUGGGACAAGUGAGGCGGUUUUUGUGUCACCUCUGUACGAUAGGCUGGAGACGAAUAUCCCCAAAGAGUUGAUGUGCUACUCGGAUAAGUCGUUCCCUCCGCAAACGCAGUUAUUUCCUAAACACCAAGUGGUAAAGCAAUACCUGGAGGAAUAUGCCGAAGGCUUGAAGAGUCUCAUCCAAUUCGAAACUCAGGUGGUGGAUGUAAGAUUGAAAGAUCCCAGAUCGAGCACAUGGGAACUAACCACCAAACACCUGCGCACGGGCGUCGCAAAGUCACGCAUAUAUGACGCUGUGGUGGUAGCGAGUGGCCACUUCACCGUCCCUUUUGUUCCCGAUAUCUCAGGUAUCCGGGCUUGGGACAGAUCCUACCCAGGAGCUAUCAUGCAUUCCAAGUUCUAUGACUCUCCUGAGGCUUUUCGAGGCAAGAAGGUGAUUGUGGUGGGGAACUCUGCCUCCGGGCUCGAUAUCGGGGCCCAGAUCAACGAGGUGAGCUUGGGCAAAAUCCUGGCCUCCCAAAAAUCCGAAUCGUACCUGGCCGCCUCGGCCCCAGCGGACAAAAUCAUUUGCGCGGAGAUCAUCGAGUUCCUGUCUCCAGCAACCCAUGACCGAGCCAUUCGCUUUGCAGACGGCCGUGUCGAGGAGCAAGUCGAUGCUAUUGUCUUCUGCACAGGAUACUUCUAUUCGUUCCCGUUCUUGUCAUCUCUGAAUCCUCCCGUUGUCACUCAUGGAUGGCGAACGAUGAAUGUAUACCAGCAGUUGUUUUAUAUCGAUCGACCUACUCUUGUAUUUCCCGUCCUGUCGCAGAGAGUGAUCCCAUUCCCUAUGGCCGAGAACCAAGCAGCUGUCUUCUCUCGUGUAUGGUCGGGGCGACUGCAACUUCCUUCAAGAGAAGAAAUGAGAACAUGGGAAGAUUCUGAAAUUGCGACUAAGGGGGAUCAGAAGGCAUACCACGUACUUCCAUUCCCUCAGGACGCCGACUACCUGAACUUCCUCUACGAUUGGGCAUCAUCGGCGGAAGCACGCCCGGGACUUGAAAACAGUGGGAAAGGGAAACUUGGCACGUAUUGGGGAAGUCGAGAGAGGUGGAUGCGUUCCCUCUUCCCUGAAAUCAGAAGAAAGUUUGUUCAGAAGGGUGAUCAACGGGGACAAAUACAGUCCCUCGCGGAGCUUGGAUUUGUGUUUGAAGAUUGGCAAAGGGAACAAGAACGAGGAAAGCUAUGA